AUGGCCGCUCGGGCCGAAGUGCUGGCUUUACAGGCGCAAGUUGCCCAGCGUGAGAAGGAGCUGAGCUCGCUGCGGCAGAGGUUGGCGGAGGCUCUCUCGGCGGAGCAGGAGCCGGAGCAGGAGCCGGAGCGGCCGGUGCCCGUGCCGCCGCUGCCCCCGAAGGCCGCCCUGUCCCGUGCAGAGAUCCUGCGCUACAGCCGGCAGCUGGUGCUGCCCGAGCUCGGCGUGGCGGGCCAGCUCCGCCUGGCCGCGGCGUCCGUGCUGGUGGUGGGCUGCGGCGGCCUGGGCUGCCCGCUGGCGCAGUACUUGGCCGCCGCCGGCGUGGGCCGCCUGGGCCUGGUGGACUACGACGUGGUGGAGCUGAGCAACCUGGCGCGCCAGGUGCUGCACGGCGAGGCCCUGGCCGGCCGGGCCAACAAGGCCUUCUCGGCCGCCGCCGCGCUGCGCCGCCUCAACUCGGCCGUGCAGUGCGUGCCCUACGCCGAGGCCCUGACGCCGGCCACCGCGCGGGACCUGGUGGGCCGCUACGACGUGGUGGCCGAUUGCUCGGACAACGUGCCCACCCGCUACCUGGUGAGCGACGCCUGCGUGCUGGCCGGCCGGCCCCUGGUGUCGGCCAGCGCGCUGCGUUUCGAGGGCCAGCUCACGGUCUACCACCACGACGGCGGCCCUUGCUACCGCUGCGUGUUCCCCGAGCCGCCGCCCGCCGACACGGUGACCAGCUGCGCGGACGGCGGGGUGCUCGGCGCCGUCACGGGCAUCCUGGGCUGCCUGCAGGCGCUCGAGGUGCUGAAGAUCGCCGCCGGCCUCGGCCCGUCCUACAGCGGCCGCAUGCUGCUCUUCGACGCGCUCGCCGGGCAGUUCCGCGCCAUCCGGCUUCGCGGCCGCAGAGCCGACUGCGCCGCCUGCGGGGAGCGGCCCACGGUGACGGCCUUGCAGGACUACGAGGCCUUCUGCGGGUCGGCGGCCACCGACAAGUGCCGCUCCCUGCACUUGCUGCGACCCGAGGAGCGGGUCUCAGUCACCGACUACAAGCGUCUUCUGGAUUCCGAGGUGCCCCACCUGCUGUUGGACGUCAGGCCGAAGGUGGAGGUGGACAUCUGCCGGCUGCCGCAUUCCCUGCACAUCCCCCUGAAAUGUUUGGAACAGAGGGACGCAGCCAGCCUUCGGCUCCUGGGUGAGGCUAUCCGGGAAGCUAGGCAGGGUGUGCAGGAUGGGGCCGACCUCCCCGUUUAUGUGAUCUGCAAACUGGGCAAUGACUCCCAGAAAGCUGUGAAGAUCCUGCAGUCCUGGAGUGUGACCCGUGAGUUCGAUGUGCUUCUGGUUCAGGACAUCGUGGGAGGCCUCAUGGCCUGGGCAGCCAAAGUCGAUGCGUCGUUUCCUGAGUACUGACUGAAGCCUCGGAGGCUGGAGGCCAACCUGAGAACUUGUUACCUUAAAGACUGCUCAGUGUUUUGUUGUUGUUUUGUUUGUUUUGUUUUAAUGGCAGUGCACAGAAAUGCCUAAGGGGUCAAUGAUUUCUGAAUACUGGGAUUCCUUUUUUUUUU
Suncus etruscus (white-toothed pygmy shrew) is the source of this 1547-nucleotide messenger RNA. It is a transcript of the gene MOCS3, whose product is annotated as molybdenum cofactor synthesis 3. The transcript has a single exon. NCBI's taxonomy places the organism in Eukaryota, Metazoa, Chordata, Mammalia, Eulipotyphla, Soricidae. The coding region runs from base 1 to 1392 and encodes 463 amino acids. The record is from RefSeq and is a predicted model, not a curated record. Gene Ontology annotation, molecular function: thiosulfate-cyanide sulfurtransferase activity; adenylyltransferase activity; URM1 activating enzyme activity. Gene Ontology annotation, cellular component: cytosol; cytoplasm. Gene Ontology annotation, biological process: protein urmylation; tRNA wobble position uridine thiolation.